AUGGGAAUGGCCAAUACCUUAACGGAAGCCAGUGCCGCAUCAAUUAACUCUGCCUUCUUCUCUGUAGCUCAGCGCCAAGCGGCUUCGCACGCAGACAUGAGCAGCAAGCCGCAACCCGAUGCGCCUGAAAUUCCGGCCAGCCCAUCAUCCCCUUCAGCCAUCAACGCCGAUGCCACAUCUCUAGACGAAGAGAACCGCUCGCCCAGCCAACUUCAACGGCGCUCACCUACAAAUCCUGCUGAAUAUGAGCUUAACUCCCGAGUAAAGACACUCAAGACGCGACCCGUAAUCUCGCCCUCCAAGAAUCCCGAGGUCUUUAGAGUCCCGCGAAAACUCUCUUCACCCGACGGUCGAUUUCCCGUGAAGCCCUACUCGAUUCCAAGACAGCCUGCAAAUAUGUCCCCCAGCAUUGAAGAUGUUCUACGCGAUAAUGAAGGCCUCACAAAGGCAAUUGAGAUCUUGGAAGAUAAGGAGAGUGAGGUGUCCAGGGAACAUCGGUCUUACAGUCAGACUACCAACACAGAAACCCCAUCAACAACCGAUGCUGAUGAGGAAUCUACAAUUGAUGAUACAGUCAUUAGCACAUUCAGUUCUUUUUCAUCGGCGCCAGAUAUGACAAUGUUCUCCAAGAUUCGACAAAGCCCUAUGAAAAAUCCGGAUCUGACUUCAACUCCAAGAAGAACUCCCAUGAGCUCAACCUUAAACCGAAGAUCAAUGCCCGUAAAUAGCUAUAUGAAGAAUAGGGAUGAUGGGCAUACAACUAAUCUUCUCGAAUUCUCAGAACAAUUAUAUGGCUUUACUGAUAGGCCCUCACCCGCCAAACUUGCUAGGUACUCGGUCGCCCUACAGAACUCAAAGUAUCUUGAUAUGAACAUGGUCUCGACCCCGUCAGCCAAUCGCCAUGCCAUGUCCAACCUUAUCGAUUUUGAUAUUCCACCAGCACCUACUCCAAGAAGUUUACCAACAAUCACCCCGAGAGAGUUGGAGAGCCUUAAGUCAGGAUUUUUAUCAGAGAUAAGUAAUCUCAAAGCUUCUUUAAGUGGGAAAGACGCCGAGGUCCUUUCCCUGAAAGCUGCCGUAAAGGAUGCAGAAAAGCGUGUUGGGGAAAGCCUAGAACAAGUACGAGAAGAGCAAGGCCAGAGAGAUCAGCUUACUGCUGAUAAGGAAGAAUGGGAACGGAGGGGUCGGGAAAUGGAAGCUAUGCUUAGGAAUGUUCGAGAAGAAAUUGUCCACAGUGAGCGGGAGAGAGAAGAGCUGGAGGGGCGUCUUGAAGAAAGUGAUGCUAGACGACAAGCUGCCGAACUCAUGGCACAGGAAGCAGAAAGCAAGAUUGCCGCCAUGCGAGCAGGAAAAUGUCUGCCAGAAUGUGAAAUGAGGCCAGAGGAUCGACCUAGCGAUGAAAAGUCAGUCGAGAUAGCUGUGAGCAAGGUCUCGAGAGAUCUUCAUGCUCUAUACAAAGAGAAGCAUGAAACCAAGGUUGCUGCGCUGAAGAAAAGCUACGAACGCCGCUGGAACAAGCGUGUUAAGGAGCUAGAGUGUCAACUUGAAAAUCUACUCCAUGAAAAAGAGGAAUCUAAAUCAGAUCGAUCCACGACGUAUCAGCAAGCCGAGACGCGCACGAAUCAGGCCUUGGAACGACAGGCGGAGCAAGACUCUAAGACAAAAGAGUUGGAGGCUGAGGUUAAAGGUCUUACCGAAGUCGUCAAGAGUGUUACGCACGAUAACUCACAGCUUCAUAAACUCUUGGACCACGAGCGCGACGAAAAAGAAAAACUAGUCCAGACGGUGGAAGAGAUGGUGCCUCUGAUUGCAUCCUUUGAUGAUCUCCUCGCCAAAAUUGAUACGGAAGCAACGAAUACAACGACUUCGACAGCUGCGGCGAAGCGUAUGUCUUCUCCUGCUGUCGGACCAGCUCGUGCGUCAGGUCUCCGGGCGCCCACGGGCCACACGAGUUUUGGAGAGACACGAAUUGGUAAGGGCGGCAUCAGUAUGUCAUCAAGUCACGAAAACAGCCGCAGUCGUAGCAUCUCCACACUCGCGCGGCCUGCCAGCGGGCUUGGUUACAAAAGCGGAAUCAUGAGCUCAAUUGAGAAGAUGGGUGGCUGCAAGGGUCGCGGUGAUCGUUGA
This is a messenger RNA of Blumeria graminis f. sp. triticale, 2127 nucleotides long. The record is from the annotation of a GenBank genome assembly. Lineage: Eukaryota; Fungi; Ascomycota; Leotiomycetes; Helotiales; Erysiphaceae.